AUGCAUCAAACAAAUAUCCUGGAGCGCAAUCAGCAGGUCAGGCAAAUGCGCCGUAUUUAUGAGAAGGCAAAAGCCGUACUAACCUGGCUUGGACCGGACACUCCGGGUCACUUGGCGAAAACUGCAACGGAUUCGAUUCGAGUGAUUUCGGACUUCCUCUGUGAGCAUCUAAAUCUCCAAAUCACGAACCUAAGUACCAGGAGCAACGUGUACCACGAAAUCCUGUACGAGAACCGCCAUGCUCUUCCACCGCCCAACGAAUGCGACUUCAGCUCUGAUGCCACUUGGCAGGCCCUUAUCUGGUUCUAUUCUCAUUCUUACUUCACCCGCUUAUGGAUCAUCCAAGAAAUAAACGCCAGCACAAACCGCAUUGUCCAUUGCGGCCGAGAACAGAUCGAAUGGGAUCAUGUAGAUCUCGUCGCAGGCUACAUUAUCAUGGACACUGCAUUCUCAAACGACUUUGGCUUCUCCAAAACGCACUGCUGGUGGACAGCAACCGUGACAACAGAACGCAUGCGCAACCCUGAGAAUUGGCUCUCACUGCUUUAUCUAGCCUCCAACUUUGCUUGCCAGGACGACCGAGACAUGAUCUAUGGCCUCCGAGGGCUGAUGAACUUGCCUGAGCCUAGCGAUCAAGCAACUCUGCUGAAUCCUAACUAUGCCAAAUCAACAGUCGAGGUCUUCCGAGACUCAGUGGAGGCGGCGUUCCUUGAUUUCCGGAACACGGACGUCCUGCUAUAUCUCGUUGGCGAUGAGUCUCCUUCGUGGAUCCCCCGCUGGGACCGACCAAUGCUAUUCCGCAAUCCAUUUCGUUUCGGCAAGUCACUGCCCUGGAAACCCGCUGGCGACAGCAAACCAUUAUGCAAAAUUGACAAGCUGCUAAACAUUCUGCAUGUCUCGGGGGUUUUUAUCGACACCAUAAAAUCAGUCUCUCCAUACAAUGAGCGGUACUUCAGCAACGCCAUUCUCAAAACUGACGAAGGCAGGAAUGAGCUGCAACAAGCGUGGCCCAAAAUUCUCACCAUCUUGGCGGACAGUCAGCAGCCGCCAUCUUUAACCGUAAGCGCAGCGCUCCUCACAGCAGCUGCAACCGCUUUCUCCUUCGGCCUUGACGCCGAUGCAAACCCUGCAGAACCGCAGUAUCUCCUGUACAACUUCAUCUCAUACCUUUGUCUUAUCCUUCCUCCCGAAAUAUACGCCCGCCACAUCCCAUCUGACCUCUCCGAAGCUGCCAAUGCCAAUGGCAAUGGGCAGGACUUCGGCAAACCGGUCUGGGAUUUCGCUUAUCCUGACUCCGGCUUCUUCGUUACCUCGGCUGGCCUGGUGGGAUGUUCGGUGUGCGUGCCACAGCAAGGAGAUGUGGUGGUCGCGGCGUUGGGAAGUACGUACCCCUUCGUCGUUCGACCACGGCUGGGCGGGGCACAGUGCUUGCUAAAGGGGUAUGCUUAUGUAAAUGGAGUCAUGAGGGGCGAGAGAGCAGAGGAUGGUGAGAUGAGAACGUUUGAAUUCCAUUGA
Messenger RNA from Cladophialophora psammophila CBS 110553, 1515 nucleotides. RefSeq lists its product as uncharacterized. The transcript has a single exon. Bases 1 to 1515 code for a protein of 504 amino acids. NCBI's taxonomy places the organism in Eukaryota, Fungi, Ascomycota, Eurotiomycetes, Chaetothyriales, Herpotrichiellaceae. The record is from RefSeq and is a predicted model, not a curated record.